AUGUCCUCGACUUCUCCACUAGCGUCCACUGCAGUUGCUGCUGCAUCUGCUGCUGCUGUUGCUGCAGCUGCAAGGCAUUCCCUUUGGCUUGCAUCCAAAGCAGCAGCGCCAGCAACAGCGGAUGCAAUUGAUGGUUCUGAAGCUCCCCCCAGUGCCUAUGGCCGUCCUUCUCUUGCAGUUGCGUUGGCAGCGCUUGCACGUGCCUGUCAACGGCAGAAGCAGCAACAGCUGCAGCAACAGCAGCAGCAACAGCUGCAGCAACAGCAGCUGCUCCUGCUGCAGCAAGGGCACCAGCUUUUUGCUGCCGCAGCAUCAAAAGCAGCUCUCGCAGAAUGGAAUCUGCAGCAGCAGCAGCAGCUGCAACAGCCGCAGCAGCAGCAGCACCGGGCGUCUGUGCCGGGGCCCCUUUUCUGCUGCUUAGCGCUGCAUGCAUGCGCAGCAUUCUUCGCGUUGCCUCAGAUGCAACAGCUUCGAGCAUGCUCACGCAGCGCCGACCUUGCAGCUAUUGCCCACUCUAUUCAUGCCAUCUUAGGAGGGAACCCACUCAUAGCACUCCAGGAGGCUUCUCUCUAUGCUGUUUAUCAACAAGCCCCAGUACAUCUGCUUUGUGCGCAUCUCACAGGGCAGUGCAUGCGGUUGUUGCUGCCUCAGCUCGGCUGUUGCAGCAGCAAGCACGCAGCAACAGCCUUGACGGCGCUCUUGCGCUUGCUGCCGCAUCUUCCUGAAACAGCGGAAGCACAAGCGGAGCCGCAUGCAGCCUUCUCAGAGCAUGCGAUUGCCUCAAGGGAAGCAGGUUUGCCGAGAGCAACAGGUGAAGCAACGUGUGUGACAGCUGCCUCGCACAGGUUCCGCAGCAUGCCGUCUGUGUGGAGCAGCAGUCGGGCAGAACCCUCUGCGGCUUUUGUCUUCUGGCUUAUUGCAGCUGCUCUAGAGCGUGCCUUGCUGCUGCUGAGGCGCACGCGGAAAAGUAUGAGCAGCAGCGGCAGAAUCAGCAGCAGCAGCGGCAGCCGACGAACGCUUACUUCAGUGGUGGGAGCUGCUGCAAGAACCGCCUCGGCAGCUGCUCUCGCCACUUCUGCAGGCAGCACUGCAGCAGAAGCAGCUGAGGCAGCACUUGCGGCUGCAAUAGAGCUGCUACGUGCCCCUGAUCUGAAGGCGCUGCUGCUGCUGCAGCGAGAUGAACUCAAAGCACCCGACUUGAUGGUGCUGCUGCAUGCUGCAGCACAGGGACGUCUGCAGCAUCCGGAGCUUCUGCUUCUGCCGCUCCUAAUUUGCGCUUUUGCUCCCUCCCUGCUCCCCUACGUCUGCACUCAGCUGAUGCGUCUUCUUCCCGAACUGCUGCUUCAACACCUCGAAUUCGUAAGGCCAGCGCAGCUGCUGCUUCUUCUCCACUCCUUAAGCAGGCUCCGCGUCUCUGGUGCGGCGUUCUCGGGAGAAGCAGCAUUUACAGAAUCAGCUCGAGUAGAAGCAAGAAAAGCAGCUGGGUUAGAAACGAGCGAAACAGCAACAGGAGAAGCAAGAGAAACAGCAUCAGGGGAAGCAAGAGAAACAGCAUCAGGGGAAGCAAGAGAAACAGCAACAGGAGAAGUUCACUUUUCAGACGUUGCCGUGCAGGCCGCUCCCAAAGUCUUGCGCUUCUUGCAGAGUGACCAGUGUAGCCUUCGAGACGCAGCAGUUGCUUCGACUGUUUAUUCUUCCGUGUCGGUUCGGGGGGCGCCUGGCGCGCCAUAUGCCGCGGCGAUUAUUGCAGCCGCUGCUGCACGCCUUCCCGAGCAGCUGCAGCAGCAGCACGCGAUGCAGACGCAUAGCAGCCUUUUGAGCCGGAGCUGCGCGCGAAGGCGACUUUUCGACUUGCUCACGCUGCUUCGCGUGCUGGUGGAAUGGAGAGUCUCAACCCCUGGCCUCUGGGCGCCUCCUCUUUUGAGAAACUUUGCAGCAGCUCUGGCAGCUCCCGCAGCAGCGGGGGAGCGCCCCCCCGCUGCUGCGCUGUCUUUGCAGCACCUGGUGACUGCAGCAGCGGCUCUCGUGCAGCUGCAGCUGCUGCAGGCGUCUUUUCGACAAGCGGCGUGGAGGGACAUGUCUGCCAUGUCUACAACGCUGCUAAUUCAGCAUCUGAGGGCUGUAGCGCUGGAAACGGAGUAUUCCCUUCUGGAUUUCUCGGAGGAGCAGCAUCAAGAGCAGCAGCACGGCAGCAGCGGUAAAGUUGCAGCUGCUAUAUUGGAAGCGGAGUUCCAGAAGAGGUGUUUAAAGCUUCAGCAGAAGGCGGAAGUUGCUGCAUUACUAUGGCGUAUUUCGAACACUGACGGCGCCAUGCGGGUUUUUCGCGGUGCCUCUGUAUCCCCCACACCGCGGAAGCGUUCCACUGCAGCGCCUCCUCGCGCAAGGGCUGACGUUUUCACGCCAGCGCCCCCUUGUUCUGCCGCUGCUGUUCGCCAUGCAGUGUGGGAACUGCCUUCCCCUACAGGCAAAGCGGGAGCGGCUUUGAAAGGCAAACAGGCCGCACCCAAACUCCUGGUGUUGCCGUCUGCUUCCUCUUCGCGCAUUGGCGCUGCACUUUGCGCGCUGCCUGAACAAUCCUUGCUGCCUCAGGACGCGUUGGAAGAAUUGCUGCCGUGCGGCAGCAGCGUGCAAAGUGCGAGCAGCAGGCAGCAGCAGCUGCUGCUGCAGCGGCAUCCGCAGCAGCCACAGCAGCCGCGCCGGCAGAAGACGCCGACGGGAACAUUCGCAGCAGGAGCUGCUGCUGCAGCGGCAUGCAUUUCACAGGAACCCUCGUGCAGCAUCCCUCCCCAGCCGAAGCUUCUGCGGCAGGAAACGCUGGCUGCGUCUGCCGUUACAGCAGCCGCAGACCGGGUUGCACGGAGAGUUGUUGUUCCCGAAGCGCUGUUGCUGCUGCUGCUACCUCCCUCCGCAGCAGCAGCAGCAGCAGAGGCUCCUACAGCACAGGACGCUCUGGAGAAGCGGGUGGCUGCUGCUACUCCGGCAGCAAGCGCAAGCAUCACGGACGGCCCUCUUAAUCGAAACAGCAGCGCUUGCCACAAUCUUGACGGAAGCUCCUUGGGUAUGCCUCUGGCCCUCUCCCUUGAGAGCAGUCCUAGGGAGGCCUGGUAUCAGCAAGGGCAGCAGCAGCAGCAAGAGCAGCUGCUGCUACAGCGCUUGCUGCUGCGCUGCAGUCCAUGGCAAGCGGCACCAGGCGACGCUCCGGCAGCAAACUCUCUCGUCUUGCGGCGGACGGUUGUUGCUGCUGACGCCAAUUAUGUGCUAGACUGUAUGAAAAUUGAUGUCGCUCUCCAGCUGUUGCGGCCUACGUCCUCUGGAAGUAAGAGCAGCAGCAGUAGCAAUGACAGCAGCAAUAGCAGUGGCAGCAGCAGUAGCAGCAAAACGGCGUGUUGUGGAGACGGCUCCCGACCAUUUCGUCGCAUCGCCCUUCUCCUGCGAGAUGCCAGCAGUAACUGCAACGGCAGGGUUGCUGCAGCUGUGUCAGAAUUAGAGUCUUUGCUUGCCGCACUCCGUGGCUGGGAGGUAUGCGAGCUAUUGCUGCCUCUCGAGACUGGCCCUCUGGCCAGGGGGCUGUCUACCGAGGCGGGUACUGCCCUGCUAGCUUUUCUGCAGGGGGAGGCUGCCGGCUACACGCAACGCGAUGCGCAGCCUUAA
Molecule: messenger RNA, 3651 nt
Organism: Cyclospora cayetanensis
Lineage: Eukaryota; Apicomplexa; Conoidasida; Eucoccidiorida; Eimeriidae
Exons: 12
Coding region: 1-3651 (1216 amino acids)
Source: RefSeq, a predicted model, not a curated record